CUUCAACAAAAAAAAAUAAAAAAAAUUGUUUGGUUUUGGUGAUUUAUUUUGUUUGUUUGUUGAGAGAAAUUGUAUACAAUAAAAGUAAUUGCUCAAGGAAAUCAACAUAAGGAUUAAAUAAUUGUUAUAUAAAUGUCUCAAAACUCUGAAAAACCGUCAAAUCAGGAUGUUACGGAUCCUACAGGACCAGCAGCUCGCAAAGGAGUGCUCAUAUCGUUAAGAACUGGCAAAACCAUGGAAAUCCCUGAAAAAGACAUCCUCGGAAGAUGCAGAUUCGUCGGUGAAUUUGAGAAACUCAAUCGUAUUGGUGAAGGCACUUACGGUAUUGUAUACAGAGCAAAAGAUAAAUUGAAUGGUAAUAUAGUUGCAUUGAAAAAAGUUCGCAUGGAUGUAGAGAAAGAUGGGCUACCUUUGAGUGGCCUUCGUGAGAUACAGGUCUUGAUGGCUUGCCGACAUGAAAACAUUGUUCAACUGAAGGAAGUGCUUGUGGGACGUUCAUUAGAAAGUAUUUUCUUAUCAAUGGAAUACUGUGAGCAAGACUUGGCAUCCUUGCUUGACAACAUGUCCUCACCAUUUACAGAGUCACAAGUAAAAUGCUUGAUGUUGCAAGUACUAAAGGGCCUAAAAUAUUUACACUCCAACUUCAUUGUACACAGAGACUUGAAAGUAUCAAACCUUCUGUUGACUGACAAAGGAUGUGUUAAAAUUGCGGAUUUCGGUCUAGCCCGUUGGUUGGGUGCGCCCGCGCGUUGUGCGACGCCGCGAGUUGUGACGCUAUGGUACCGCGCGCCCGAGUUGUUGUUGCAAGCGCCUCGCCAGACGCCCGCGCUCGAUAUGUGGGCGGCGGGUUGUAUACUUGGUGAACUGCUCGCUAACAAGCCAUUGCUGCCUGGCAGGACGGAGAUCGAACAGCUGGAGCUAAUCGUCGAUCUGCUUGGCACGCCUUCAGACGCCAUCUGGCCGGAGUUCAGCCAACUGCCAGCGCUGCAGAACUUCACGUUGAAGCAGCAGCCAUACAAUAACCUGAAGCAGAGGUUCCCGUGGCUAUCGGCGGCGGGAUUGAGACUCCUCAAUUUCUUGUUCAUGUACGACCCUAACAAGCGGGCUACUGCCGAGGAAUGCCUCCAGAGCUCUUACUUUAAGGAGCAACCUUUGCCAUGCGACCCGAAGCUAAUGCCAAGUUUCCCACAGCACCGCAACAUGAAGGGACAGCAAAAGAAUUCGUCGAACCAGUUGAACAUUCCUUUAUCCAAUUUGAACACUGGCGCCAACGAUCAGACCAACAAUUUGCCCGCCAUCUCUGAUCUCCUUGGGUCAUUGGUCAAGAAGCGAAGGCUAGACUAAAUGCUUGUAUGACAAAUUUAAGUUUAACUCUAGUGUUAAGGUAUGAUAAAUACACGGA
Molecule: messenger RNA, 1402 nt
Organism: Chilo suppressalis (striped riceborer)
Lineage: Eukaryota; Metazoa; Arthropoda; Insecta; Lepidoptera; Crambidae
Source: the annotation of a GenBank genome assembly